CAGCCGAGUGUGAGCCCUCCCCCUUGGAGCUUCGGGGAGGAGGGGAGGGUUUAUUUGGCGGCGGCGCCGCGCGUGAGGGGAGGCGGGCGCCGGCCCCAGCCUAAGGGAGCAGGAGUGCGUCUGCCGUCGUCGUGCCCGCCCCGCCGCUGCUCCAGCUCACCCUGUGUGCACAUGCACCGGCAGCAGCCAGGCGCCCCCUGGGGCCGUGUCCCCGCACCGGGGCCCUGAGUGCGGCUGUGCUGCUGCCCCCAUGAGCACACUGGGCUGUCCCCACCCGCAGCGCUGAGCCAUCACCGAGGUCCGGAGCUGCGGGCUGGCCACCAUGCACUGGGCCCGGGCUGCCGCAGCCCUCCUCUGGCUGCAGCUUGUGUUCCUCGGGGGCAUCGGGGCGCGGCGGGAGCCCAAGAGGCCACGGCAGCCCGGCCAGCGCACCGAGCACCCCACCGCCACCGCGUCCAACAGCGAGGGGCUGCCAGGCUCCCCCAAGCCGCCUGAGGCCUUGGGGCCUGAGUUCUCAGAUGCCCACAUGACAUGGCUGAACUUUGUCCGGCGGCCAGAUGAUGGGGCCUCGAAGAGACGGUGCCGGGGCCGGGACAAGAAGUCGCGAGGCCUCUCUGGCCCCCCAGGGCCUCCUGGGCCCCCCGGGCCCCCCGGCCCCCCCGGUGCAGCAGUCAACCAGGAGGCCCUGUUGCGAGAGUUUCAGGAGAUGCUGAAAGAGGCCACCGAGCGCCGGUUCUUGGGGCUGCUGAGCCCCUUGCUGCCUGAAGGGACAGGCAGGUGGCUGGUGGCUGAGGCCUUCCACUGUGGACUGAAGGGCCCUACAGUGGUGGACGAGAGGACACUGCUGGAGCUGCGUGGCUUCCAGGCUGCGCCUCCCCCAGGCUGGAUGUGCAAGAUGAGGGCCCAGGCGCUGCAGCUGGCUGUUCACCUGCUAUCCCUCCAGCCCACUGCCCAGGGCGCCUUCCUGCGGGGGUCCGGCUUGAGCCUGGCCUCGGGCCGGUUCACAGCCCCAGUGACCGCCAUCUUCCAGUUUUCUGCCAGCCUGCACGUGGACCCCAGGGAGCCGCAGGGCAGGGCACGGCUGCGGGCUCGGGACACCGUGCGGGCGCUCGUCUGCAUUGAGUCCCUGUGCCAUCGACACAGGUCCCUGGAGGCCAUCUCGGGCCUGGAGAGCCGAGGCAGGGUCUUCACCAUGCAAGUCCAGGGUCUGCUGCUUUUGCAGGCGGGUGUCGUGGGUGGUGACAUCCACUGUGGGGUGUCUGCAGGCUGGACAGUACGCCUCCAUCUUCGUGGACAACGGCUCUGGGACAGCCCUCACGAUCCAGAGUGGCUCCAGCUUCUCCGGCCUGCUCCUGGGCACGUGAGGGCCAGACAGGGCCCCCCACCCGCCCCCCACUGUCCUCUGUAAAACCUGUGGUGACAGCAAUAAAGAGCUCUCAGCCCUC
Molecule: messenger RNA, 1445 nt
Organism: Leopardus geoffroyi (Geoffroy's cat)
Lineage: Eukaryota; Metazoa; Chordata; Mammalia; Carnivora; Felidae
Gene: C1QTNF12
Product: C1q and TNF related 12
Exons: 8
Coding region: 323-1408 (361 amino acids)
Biological process (GO): positive regulation of D-glucose import across plasma membrane; negative regulation of gluconeogenesis; positive regulation of insulin receptor signaling pathway
Molecular function (GO): hormone activity
Source: RefSeq, a predicted model, not a curated record